This is a messenger RNA of Aspergillus bombycis, 5613 nucleotides long. RefSeq names its product ECM29 family proteasome component. The transcript has 4 exons. NCBI's taxonomy places the organism in Eukaryota, Fungi, Ascomycota, Eurotiomycetes, Eurotiales, Aspergillaceae. Gene Ontology annotation, molecular function: molecular adaptor activity. Bases 1 to 5613 code for a protein of 1870 amino acids. The record is from RefSeq and is a predicted model, not a curated record. Gene Ontology annotation, cellular component: nucleus; cytoplasm. Gene Ontology annotation, biological process: proteasome assembly.
AUGGCUUCACAAUCCACGUCAGCAAGUUCUGAGGCUCGCGAGCUGAAUUUAGUAUCCAACGUCGAAUUCAGAAUCGCGUUAGCAGAUACAGAUGAGAAACUUGAUGCUUUACUCAAUAAAUAUCUGGCUCCUUUACUGCUAAAGUUAGGCUCCGAGAGUCUUGCAGUUCGCAACAAAGUAAUUGCAGUGUGUCAGCAUAUCAACAACAGAGUGCAAGCUCCGUCUAUUAAGCUUCCAGUUGCAGCUUUGCUGAAGCAAUUUAAGGAACAGAAGUCCAAGCUCGUUAGACACUUCGACUUAAUCUAUAUCCAACAAGGGAUUGAUCGCUUGGGAGCCAAUGCAAGGAUUGAGAUCCUGCUUCCAUUGCUCCAAGGGAUUUCCGAAAUUGGAAUAUCGACCGACGACCAAGCGGCUGUUGUGUUUAACCUUGUCUUACGGCUCUUACCUCUCCUGAAGCUUCCGCCAAAGGACAGCACCGAAGACAUACAACUUAAAUCUCGACUAGGCCUAUCCGACAAAGAUACUAAGUUCUUGUCCUCAUGGUUUGAAAAAUUAUUAAUUCUCUUCCCUGCGGAUAAGAACGCCUCCACUUGUCCAGGUUUAUCCCCAGCAGAUUACGCAUUCCUCAACAAGGGUGCUUCCGUAUCCGAAACAUGGAACUCGUCUUCACAUGGGGGGUUGAAUCUUACCGAGACUAAAGCUACGGCUCUAAGGUUUCUCGGUAGCAGAGCCUUCACAGACUCAGAGCGCUUUUUCCCCGCUCUGGUGGCAUCUGCGGACCCAAAUUCCCGGCUGGCUGAUCUUGGCGAGGAAAUAUUGAGGCGCUUCGAACCGGCUCUUGAAGAUGCAGAUGUUGUAAAUCGGCUGUUUACCUUGUACUUCGGUUCUGUGAAACCUGAUGGUGCGACCCCGGCGCGCACUGCGCUACGAAUCAAGAUUCUAGUUCACUUGGGAAAAUCACUCAAGGCUACGACGGAGACAGCUGAUAUCCUCAGGCUGAUUGAAGAGGGUCUUCUCUCGGACGUUGCAAGAUCUUCACAAGGAUUGCAGGCUUCGAAGUUGCGAACGCAGAUCUUCACUUUUACCACGUGGGUAGUUCGCAUCGGAUCCCCCACGGACCUCAGGCAAAUCGCGCCGAAGGUUAUAGCGGGUCUUAGAGACUUUAUUCAUUCUCAGGGGUGGCCGAGUCCAGGGUCCAGUGGACAGAGACUGCCUGCAACGGACCUAAGCUUGCGAGGUCUUGCUUACGAGAGCAUCGGUAUAUUGGUACCGAAGGUAGAUUUUCAAGCACAAGAGGAGAAAAAUGCUAUCUCGGGUUUCGAACUCAUUAGAUGGCUAUUCAUAUCAUUAAGCUCUGACGAUUCUAGCGCACAAAUCUUUGUGAGUAUCGAACAAGCACUAGGAAGCAUUCUUAACUCCUCGGUGGAUAGCUGGGAUAAAAAGUUUCAAGAAAGUUUGCGACCUUUUUUGCUUCGUCAGAUGAACAACCCCGCGGGGCAAGAAGACUCUGUAACUGGGUUUAAGAUCGUUCGUCGAACUCAGUAUGCUGCUGUACGUUUCUCCAAUAGGUUCUUGCCAUAUAGCGAUGUCGUGGCUCGCUGGAUCGACCUCAUGGCUGUGGCAUGUGGGUCUGAAAGACAUCAGGAAGUCGUAGAAGAAGGCAAGAAAGGGCUGCACCCUUAUUGGUACCGUCUUCUAAACCCAACUAAAGACAAGGUAUGGUUUACAUCAGUGACAGCUAACUCACGCUCGUCAUGGUUUAAAUUUCCGAGUUUUUCAGAGGCAGCACGCUUUCUCCUGGGUUCGACUGCAUCCACUGUUGUGCCAGGUCUUUCCGCACCAGAGAUAUUGUCAGGUCCCUAUAAGGAGGCCUUCAACUACACAAUCACUUUUCUUCGCAACAUAUUGCUUUGGGAGUCAUUCUCGGGUUCGAAUAUAAGCAUGGAAAUAGAGCAAGACUGGGAGAUCAAAUUGGACAUGCUUCUUACAUCCGAUGAACAAGCGCGGUCCGCUGUGAAACGCUACAUCGAAAACUCCGACAAAGAAGCUGUACUGCUAUUUCUGACAAGUUCUCUCUCUGGCCUUAGCGGCGGAGCUCAAAAAGGUCUGUUGCAGUGCGGAGAAGACUUCAUCGGUAUUUGCUCCUUAGCUUCGAACGACAUCGUUGAGCCCAUGGUAUCGAAGGUUGCCACGUUGAAAAAUUCCCUCUACAGUAAUGAUCAAGAACUUCAGAACCUGGCAGCACGCGCACUUGGAAUUCUCGCCUCUCACCCUGCAUUUUCGGAAAAUAAACUGAGGGAACUCCUUUCAGAUCUCUCAGUUCCCAUGGGGAGUUGGAAAUCUGCCAUUGGUGAAGUUGUGCUUAGAGUCCGGGGAGCAGUCCUUGCGCUAGCGUAUAUCUUAAGCCGACUGGCAUUCCGCAACUCUAUAUACAAAGCACCUGAAACGACUGUCAACCUAUUCAUUAGCACAGUUUUCGAUAUCAUUAGGGACGCACGCGAUUCUUUGCUUCGACAGUCCGCACAUGUGGCCAUCGGGCAGCUGAGUCUUUCCGGAGUUUUGUCUACGACAGUACUUUCAAACGAUGAGUGGGAGAUUAUCAAUGAUAAGUUAAAGCCGGACGCAAAGGCCGAGAGUGAAAUAGCGAUCACAGCAAUGGGCCUCCUACAUUUAUCAUUUUCAAAGGCCGACCAUAAAGGCCCGCAGUUUACUAACUUCUUGAACUCCUUGUACGACCUACAUGAAAUCCGUAGCCCAGAAACACAUUUCACUGUCGGUGAGGCUUUGAGUGGCGCUGCAGCGGGAUGGACCUCUAAAUCUAUGGCCACGGAAUUUGACGUCGAUGAAAAGCUCCCCACAUGGCAACUCUCUGAUACGGUAUUUGCUGAAAUGUGCGACAAGAUCAUUACUGAUUGCGGCGCAUCAAAGCCUUCACUGAGGAAAGCGUCUUCCAUAUGGUUACUAUGCCUGGUGAAGAAUUGUGGUCACCUACAACAAAUGCAGACCCGCCUGCGUAAAUGUCAAAGGACAUUCACGCGUUUGCUCGCGGAUAGAGAUGAAGUGGUGCAAGAGACCGGGGCCCAAGGUCUAAGCCUUGUGUACGAUAUCGGUGACCAGACGCUAAAGGACGACUUGGUACGUGACUUGGUGGACUCUUUUACGGCAGCUGGCUCCAAUCUUGGGGGAGGUAAAGUCAACGAAGACACCGAACUAUUUGAGCCAGGUGCUCUACCAACUGGAGGAGGGUCAUCAGUCAAUACAUACAAAGAUAUUAUGAACCUAGCCUCUGAGGCUGGCGACCCCACACUUGUGUAUCGAUUCAUGUCCCUGGCUUCGAAUAAUGCCCUUUGGACCAAUCGUGCAGCAUUUAGCAAGCUGGGUAUUAGCACUAUAUUCUCCGAUUCAAGCGCCAAUGGUUACCUGGCCAAGAACCCCAAAAUUUACCCGAAAUUAUUUCGCUACCGAUUUGAUCCGAAUCCAAAUGUACAGCGGUCCAUGAACACAAUAUGGCAGGCGCUGGUCAAGGACCCUGCUGCAAUCGUCAGUGAUCAUUUUGAUGAAAUUAUGGACGAUUUGCUGAAAAGUAUGCUGAUCGGUCGGGAGUGGCGCGUUCGACAGGCAAGUUGUGCUGCUAUUGCGGAUUUAAUUCAAGGGCGACAACCAGAGAAGUACUCUAAUUAUAUGGAGGAAAUCUUUCUAAAAGCGUUCAAGCUUGUAGAUGACAUCAAGGAGUCAGUUCGAUCGGCUGCUCUGAAGCUUUGCCAGACAAUAACUAACGCAGUGAUCCGUACUCUGGAAACAAGUUAUGCCGAGACAAGGCGAGCAGACACGAUGCUAGCAGGCACUAUCCCCUUUUUAUUGAGUGACAAGGGUAUGGAAUCUGAUAUUCAAGAGGUUCAAGGAUUUGCUAUUGGAGCUUUAAUCCAGAUAAUAAAGAAAAGUCCCGGUCAGCUGUUGCGCCCAUUUGUUCCCAGCGUGAUGGAACAAUUCUUGAACUCUCUAAGUUCACUAGAGCCACAAGCAGUCAACUAUGUCCAUCUCAAUGCAGAUAAGUAUGGGUUAACGGGCCAAGAGAUCGACAAAAUGAGGCUAUCCAGCAUACGCACGUCUCCAAUGAUGGAAGUCAUUGAGCGAUAUCUGAUAGAUAUGCUCGACGAAACUAGCAUGAAGGAAUUCGCUGACAGUCUGGAACGCGUGCUUCGCUCUGCAGUUGGGCUUCCAACGAAAGUGGGCUGCAGUCGUGUACUAGUUCUCUUGAGUAUGAGAACAGUCCUAUUUCGCCCUUAUGCGGAUCGUUUCAUCAAGCUUCUUGUAAAAUACGUCGUUGACCGCAAUGACACGGUCAGUGCGUCUUAUUGUACAUCAAUAGGCUACCUCAUGCGACUAGCUUCAGAUGACCGAGUGCUAAAAACAAUUGAACAUGCGAAAACUCUAUAUCUGACUGCGGAAGACACAAGCCAGCGAAUCAUCGCAGCGGAAAUUUUACACUCCACGUCUAAGUUGUCCAACGACCGAUUCAUGGCAUUUGCUGCGACUGCCUUGCCUUUCAUAUUUGUUUCCAGGUACGAUACUGAUGAGCAUGUUCAGGAAGCAUUUGAGAAGACAUGGCAGGACAAUGUGGGCGGUAAUCGUGCGGUAUCGUUAUAUAUAAAAGAAAUUACCAGCCUUGUUUCAGACAAUCUCGAUUCUCCUCGCUGGAUCAUUAAGCAUACUGCAGCAUUGGGGUUUGCGAAUGGCAUCAUGGCACUUGAUUCCGAGCUGGAUCUUGCUACUAGCGAGUACCUAUGGCCUGUUCUGGAGAAAUCAUUGGCUGGGAAAACAUGGGAUGGUAAAGAAGUUGUUGUGAAAGCUUUUGUGAAAUUCACCAGCCAAGCAAAGAAUCUAUGGCUACAGAAGCCUCGAGUUGGUGAUACAAUGAAGGCAAUCGCAAUCAGGGAGGCUAAACGGAUUAACCCAACAUAUCGCCCACAUGCUAUCACUGCUUUUGGUGGGAUUGCUCAAGCGCGCCAAGACCUCAAUUUGAUGUCAGACGCCGUUGAUAUUGUUUCUCGGGUACUCAGUGAAUUUGACGAGGGAGAGGACUCAAUGGACAUCGACUCGGGCAGCGGUCAAAAGAACAAACAAACCAGAGAGGAUACUUUGGUGGCUUGUGUCAGAUGCCUCUUGCAAUGUAUCAAUAUAACAUGCGCGGCAUCGGCUGAGGCUACCAACAGCUAUGUGUCAGAAGUAAAGCGGCUUCUGCAUGAAGCAUCGGAUAAUGGAGGCAGAACCGUGCAGAUUGCGCUGUACGAGGAACUUCGCAUGUUUUUCAGUAGAGCAGCAACAGGGGCUCUAGAAGCACAAAGCAAGGAACCUAAGCUGGGCGAACUGCAAAAGUCUUUGGCGACCCUGGCAGGCGAAAUGUUGUCUCGUCAGAUAGAUGUGACUGCCGAAGCAAUCCGAAGAGAACGUGCGCAGGCCGCAAUGUCAUUCAUUACGCUCUUCAAACAACUUGAUAUUGGGCUUGAUAUCGGUGGGGAACUGUGCGGGCUACUGAAGACCUGGAGGGAGGGCGAAAGAUCCGGGCCGGUGCAGCAAGUCCUAGACCAAGCCUUGGCAAGACUCAUGCAAUGA